UUCAACUGACAGACUUUCUUCGAGGUCAUUCGUAGUUGAAGUGAACAAAACGAAACAAAACAGCCGCAGCCUACAGGAUAACCCGCUAGGAUCUUUCAGACAUCAGAUGGCCAAACCAACCAAGCUGGUGAUCUGUGGUGGAGGCAAUGGUGCUCAUGCCUGGGCUGGUAUAGCUUCAUCUCAACCAGACACUGAUGUAUGUGUUCUAUCCUUGUUCCAAGAUGAAGCAGAGAGAUGGUCUAAUUCUCUCAAGGAACACGACUUCACUGUCAGCUUGUACCGUAAUGAGAAGGUCUACAACCAACUUAAAACCAAACCCAAGUUGGUUACCAAACAACCAGAGAAAGCUGUCCCCGGAUGUGAUGUCAUUGCCCUUGUCUUGCCAGCAUUUGCACAUGAGCAGUACCUUGAGGCAAUCCGGCCUUAUAUCGAGCCAGGAACGAUAAUUGUGGGUUUGCCAGGACAAUCAGGCCUUGAAUUCCAGAUCUGUGGCAUUGUAGGAGACAUGGCUAGUAAAUGUACUCUCAUGAACGUCGAGUCGUUACCAUGGGCAACACGAAUCACAGAAUUCGGAAAGUCCUGUGAUGUACUGGGUACUAAAGAAUCCCUGUUAGGUGCUGUACGAGUUGGUUCAGUUCCACCUAAGAAAGAUCCCUACACAGUCAUACAGAACCUUUUGGGUGAAAAGCCAGUUUUGAAGAUCAAAGGAGACUUACUCGGUGUUACCUUGAUGUGUGAUGCGUACUUGCACCCCUGCAUUCUAAAUGACCGUUGGGCAAACUGGGAUGGCAAACCAUUAGACGAGCAGCCUUUAUUCUACCAGGGACUUAGCGAACAAGGAGCUCAGUGGAUGAGCACUAUGUCCGAUGAAGUGCUUGCUAUAACCAAAUCUAUUGGCGAGCAAAGUCCCAAGACGGAUAUGAACCAUGUUGGACACAUAUUUGAUUGGUACAAACGAUGUUAUGCUAACGAGAUCGAAGACAAGAGUACCUUGUAUAAGGCCAUCACGACCAACAAAGCGUACAAGGGCCUGACUCAUCCAAUGGUACAAGUAGACGGGGGAAAAUGGGUGCCCAACUUCAAACACCGAUACAUGGUCGAAGACAUGCCUUAUGGUCUCAUCGUAACACGUGGAAUCGCCGAGGUGGUUGGCGUCAAGACCCCAAACAUUGACAAGUUAAUUUUGUGGGCUCAGAAGAUAAUGAACAAGGAAUAUCUUGUCGAUGGGAAGAUCCAAGGAAAAGAUGUGAAGGAGACACGAGCACCUCAGAGAUAUGGAUUCACUACUCUGAAAGAGUUGUUGGGACAAUAAAGAUUUUCCUCCCACCCCACCCCUUCUCUUCCUUUUGCAGUCCCCCCUCCCCUCCCCUUUCCCACACCCAGGGUAAAACUACUCAGUCUGCUAAUGACUGUAUGCUUCAUAUCAGACAAAUCUAACUUAUUUGAUCAUGAAAGUGCUUGUUCUACCGUGGAACUAUAAACCCACACUAAACUUUAUGUGUGAUUUUAUAAAGUUAUAUGAUUAUCAAUAUGUUAUGAAAUAUGUUAUAUGUGUCUAUACAGUGAUGGAAUUUGUUCUGUGAUUGAGUGAUAUAAUGAUAAAAAAACUAUAACAGGAGCUAUAUGACAU
Molecule: messenger RNA, 1630 nt
Organism: Actinia tenebrosa (Australian red waratah sea anemone)
Lineage: Eukaryota; Metazoa; Cnidaria; Anthozoa; Actiniaria; Actiniidae
Product: tauropine dehydrogenase
Molecular function (GO): oxidoreductase activity
Source: RefSeq, a predicted model, not a curated record